Messenger RNA from Parastagonospora nodorum SN15, 1689 nucleotides. RefSeq lists its product as hypothetical. Bases 1 to 1689 code for a protein of 562 amino acids. The transcript has 3 exons. NCBI's taxonomy places the organism in Eukaryota, Fungi, Ascomycota, Dothideomycetes, Pleosporales, Phaeosphaeriaceae. Gene Ontology annotation, biological process: cell division. The record is from RefSeq and is a predicted model, not a curated record. Gene Ontology annotation, cellular component: plasma membrane.
AUGAGCGGCCAUGGCGAUCCCCGACUGCUCUACACAAUUGGCGGCAUCAAGGCCUACCACAUCCAGCAGGGCGAAGAGUCCUCGCUCACACCCUCGGGCCCGCAGACGCUGUCGCUGUUGAUGGUCCCCACCAACUCACCAUUCGCAGACCUCAGCAACACGCGCGGCCAGAACGAGGCGCCCGAAGAGGACUUCUACCUGCACCUCAAUCUGCCCCCAGAGCUCGACCUGCCUCUCCCCGCCACGACCCAGAUCUACCACCAGCCGCCGCGGAGCUACCUCAUUCCGCGAUGGGACUUGGGCCCAGAGAGCGGCGCCUUCACGAGGAUAGAGUUCCCCUCGCUUGGCAAGGGUCCAGACUCGGUGACGCAGGAAGACAUUGACACUUUUGAUGACCAUCUUGGCGCAAUGCACAGCCUUCCUCGAAGCAAAGGCGGCUUGAAGUCGUACAACCCCCAGGACUACGCGCCGGGCGAGGCCUAUGCGGGCUCGAGCAAGGUCAAGCAUGGCGAGGUGGUGCUGGUCGACGAGGAGAACGGCAGCGUGGUGGGCGAGCUGGCCGAGGGUGCACAGAUUAUCGAGGACCCCAGGUUGCAGCAAGGCUCCAAGAGAUCAGACCCCGUCGAGAUUGUUGUCUCUGCCGACGGUAAGAGAAUCAACAUCCGACCGCUCGAAGACGACUACCUCGACAUGGCCCGCCAUCCCGCAUACAAAGACUCUGGUCUCGUACAGAACUCAGCAGCAGCCUCGCGGCUCAUCGUCACCGGCUCCAGCUAUAUCAGCAACAUGAUGGUCAAGGGUGCCGAGAACUUCAUGGCCAAGACUAGGCCAAACGAUCAGCCCAUGGUCUUCCAGCCUGCGACCCACGAGCGCGUCCGCAAGAUCAACACACUCACAACUGGCGUGGCUGGCUACUCUGCAAAGACUGUCGGUCAGCUCACAAAGUACGCGCAGAACGCUGCAGCCGGUCUGGCAGGGCACAAGAAGACCCAUGCGAAGAGCGUCAACCCAGACGGUACACCAAACGACAAGUACAAACCAGGCCUGCUCAACAAGUCGUUGAUCGCGUUCUCGACCAUCGCAGACGGUAUCUCCUACUCUGGCAAGAACAUUCUUACCCAUGGAGGUGCAGCAGCCAGUGCAGCUGUCGGACACAAGUACGGCGCCGAGGCAGGCAGCAUCACCAGCGAUCUUGCAGGCGGUGUGAAGAACGUCGGUCUCGUCUAUAUCGACGUUACCGGAGUCAGCCGAAGAGCUAUCAUCAAGUCAGUUGCUAAGGGCAUGGUCGUCGGCAAGGUCAAGGAUAAGAAGGGCAACGAGCAAACUGUCAUGGUAGGUGGAGGCGAUGGAGGCGCCGUGGAUCCGACGGACCUCAACCCGAAGCUCGGUGCAAAGCAACGCAAACUAUGCCCCGAGUGCUGCAGGUACUGCACCUGGUGGAGAGGUCGCUUUUGGCAACGUAGCGCCGCCCACCUAUCGCACUGGUGUCGGAAGAGUCGCUCGAGGGUCAACCGGCCUACUACCCUACGGAGAAGAGAUAGACCGAGCAUGUCGAUGACGAGGUACGAGGUUACGAUACUAUACCGCUUGCAUGAUAUGGGGAAUAUUGAAGCAGAUCCACACAUGAUUUUUAUAGCCACUGUGGUCUUUCCUUUUGCAUACCAUGACUGCGUUUCCAAUGACAGGUAG